This is a messenger RNA of Aspergillus fijiensis CBS 313.89, 1842 nucleotides long. RefSeq lists its product as uncharacterized. Lineage: Eukaryota; Fungi; Ascomycota; Eurotiomycetes; Eurotiales; Aspergillaceae. The transcript is spliced from 4 exons. The coding region runs from base 102 to 1700 and encodes 532 amino acids. The record is from RefSeq and is a predicted model, not a curated record.
CAAUGCCGUAGUGUCUGAAGUCGGCCCCAAGGAUGAAACCACACGGCUGGCAUAACAGGCUGAGAAGCAGAAACACCAUGGUCGAUUAGCUUUUCUACUACAUGAAAAGGGACUAUACUGUUGAUCGAGGCGAGUACAAAGAUGAACCCUGGCUAUAUAAGUCAGUGAAGACUGCUCUCCAGGAUAUCAUCCCUCUCACCACAGCACCCGACGCUCUUUACUCCACACUCUUUAUCCCACACUCUUUUGCAAUCUCAAAGAUGACACCACCCAAAGCAAUCGCUCUCAGUCUGCUCCUCCUGAGCUCCUUGGCAUCGGCGUCCGCCAUACCCGUCCAAGCUCGUGCUGCGGCAUCUUCCUCUACCGUAGCUUCGGCCUCAUCGGCCCAAGCAACUUGCGGAUGGACAUACUUCCUGAACGUCGACAACUCUACCACCGACGAUGACGACGCCGACGACGGGGAGGUUGAUUCCAGCACUACCACCAGCAAGCGCGACGAGCACGAGCUGCACCAGCUCGCCCGUCGAGGCCGCACCACCAACAGCUACAACAACGGCAAGUGCGCUCUGGGGACGAAGAUCUUCAAGCCGCAAUACCCCGGGCCCGCGACCCUGGAGUCGAUGCAGGGAAGCGCAUUCCUCGGAUACUAUAUCCCCAAGCUGGACCAGUGCCCGGCCGGGGCGGUCACCUACGAUGUGAUCACCGAUAGUUCCGUGCUUACGGAUACUGUUGCAGCGUACUGGGACUCGGCCAAUACGGGCACAGGCCAGAAGUACAUUGCCCUCGGGGCCAAGGUCUCACCCACCGAUUCGUACAUCAACGUUGACCAUGUUUACGAGUUGAAGAUUGUCGAUAGCUUCUUUUCGGCCAUGAUUGCCAAGUACAACUUCUGUAACAGCUUCAAGACUUUCUUCCUCACCCAGGAUACGGAACACCCGACGGCGAAUGGAGUCAAGAGCCGACUCCAGCGGCUCUACGGCAUGCUGCCCAGUAACACCUAUCUGGACUUCGUCGCCAUGGACAACCAGUUGAACAGCAUGAAGGCACCCAUGUUCGACGAGAACCUCAGCGGCAUGCAAAGUCCCAAGGGCUCGACGAGCGAAGAGGAAGCCAACAACGCCCUCUCCAUCAUCAACACCAUGGCCACGGUGAUCUCGCUGCUCCGCGACAACAAGAUCGCCGAGGUCUUCAAGACGACGAACAAGCGCAUCUACGAGGCCUUCCUGGGAAUUGACCAGCUCACCACUGGAUGCAACGAUCCGAUCCCCGGCGAGGGCUGGGCCGACUCUUACUCGAGCUGGAUGGAGGAGUUCCUCUCGACGCAGGCGACCUCGGUCUCCUCGCGGCUUGCCUCCAUCUCGGGCCAGGUGACCCCCACCACCGACGCGUCCGGGCAGAAGAAUGCCCUUGGUCAGGGUCUGGAUGCCUUCAACGCCAAGUACCCUGCCGCCUCGUGGACUUGGGACGCCAAGCAGCUGCUGGACUUUUCGGCUCCCAGUGCCAUUGCAUUUGCUAAGCGUGGUGCUGAGAGCAGCGUCGCUGCCUGCACGCCUACCGCUUCGGUUUCUGCUUCGUCCAGUGCGGCGGUGGUUACGACCCAUGCUGGAUCCUCGGCUGUUGCGACGGGUGAGUUCUGUCCUGCACAACCCUACUUAUACUGCUCUGCUAAUGCAUCACCGACCACCCAGCCUCACACAUGAGCAAUAUCGUGACCUCCAAGGCGACCACGCACACCCCAGAGAGCGAGAUCUCGAAGACCGUGCAUGCCUCAACGACAGUGAAGUCGGAGACCUCCAAGCCGGUGACUACCCAGACAAUCGAGACACCAGUCACCACCAAGCA